AUGCAGCUCACGACCGUGCUCCUCCUCUCUCUCACCGCACUCAUCAAUGCUGCUCCAGCACCAGUACCAGCACCGGCUGAUAGUGCACAGGCCUUUAGCUACACGAGCUGUUUGACGGUGUCGUACGACACACCGCAGGGGAUCGCGUUCUACCAGAUUGAGAACAAGGACUCGGCAACGUUUGCGGCGAACUGCAAGAAGUGCAUUGGGACGACAACGGGAUGUGGAACGUCCGAUACAGUCUGUAAAAAUAAUAAGUUUAAUGAGUGCGCGAAGACCUUGUAG
Molecule: messenger RNA, 285 nt
Organism: Morchella importuna
Lineage: Eukaryota; Fungi; Ascomycota; Pezizomycetes; Pezizales; Morchellaceae
Exons: 3
Coding region: 1-285 (94 amino acids)
Source: RefSeq, a predicted model, not a curated record